Messenger RNA from Aspergillus terreus NIH2624, 1275 nucleotides. Its product is annotated as Zn(II)2Cys6 transcription factor. Gene Ontology annotation, biological process: regulation of DNA-templated transcription; DNA-templated transcription. Gene Ontology annotation, molecular function: DNA binding; zinc ion binding; DNA-binding transcription factor activity, RNA polymerase II-specific. The coding region runs from base 1 to 1275 and encodes 424 amino acids. Lineage: Eukaryota; Fungi; Ascomycota; Eurotiomycetes; Eurotiales; Aspergillaceae. The record is from RefSeq and is a predicted model, not a curated record. The transcript is spliced from 4 exons.
AUGCCUCCUAAUAGAACACACGCUACCAAACGCGCAUGCGAUGGGUGCAAGAUUCGUAAGAUCCGGUGCGGCGGCGGUCAUCCGUGUCCGGCCUGUACCCACGCGCGCAUCAAAUGCACCUAUAUCCGCGUGCAACAGCCGCGAGGACCACAGAAAUUACGAGCGACCACAAAGUACCUGAUUGACCAGGCCCAGCAAGGCACAGAUGCACAAGGAGGACCACCAGAGCCGGCGGGAGAUGCCGCCGUCAGGAAUGCCGCAGACUCCUCUGAGGGAUCGCGCAUCCCCAUCAACAUCCUCGCUUCGCCCCUGUACAUCUACCAUGUGCGCAUGUACCCCGUCUGGCCCAUCGUCGAUGUCGAAUCCGUCAUUGCCCGACUACGCCAACACCCCGAUAGCGAAGAGACGACAGAGACAUACGCGCUGGCCACGGCCGUGGCAGCGGCGACGAUUGCCCAACUGCGCCUGGGACAUAACGCCGACUCGGAGAAAUCCAUCACGGCGGAUGCCUUCGCGGCGGAGUGUCUCCGCGCGCGCAGCUCGUCGGGCUAUCGGGCGCGAGUAAACCUCAACACCGUGCGGACGUCCUUCUUCCUGCACGUCUACUACGAAAACCAGCACUCCGGCGGCAGCGAGUCCCUGCUGUACCUCCGGGAAGCGAUCUCCCUCGCGCAGAUGAUGCACCUCCACCGCGAGAGUGCGUACCGCGGCCUGCCCGCAGACGAGCAGCAGAUUCGACGGCGCGUGCUGUGGCUGCUCUUUGUGACGGAACGUGGCGUCUGCAUCCUGCACAAACUCCCGGUCGUCCUCAAAACCAACAUUUCCACCCCCGAACUCGACGUCAACGACGAACCACAGGUCCUCCCCGCCUUCCUCAAGCUCCUCGCCCUCUUCCGCCUCUUCGAGCAGUCCGACAUGUUCAGCAUCAUCGAAGAUGACGAGCCCGGCAUGCAGACCCAGACCCUCCCCGCGAAAGCCCAGCACCUCGACCGCCGCUUCUUCGACCUCCUCCAGGACAACCAGCAGGACGGAUCCACGCUGCUGGACCACAUCUCCGACGUGCAGAAGGCCGAUCUGUGCGUCACCCGGCACUGGAUGCGGAUGAUCCUGUGGCGCGUCUCCGCAAGGACGGUCGGCUCGCCGUAUCCGUCGUCGUCGUGGUGGCCGACCUCGCCGGCUUUUCCGGUCAGCGUCGCGAGGGAUCUGCUGAAUAUUGUGUCGCAGCUGCCGCGCACGGCGAUCGAGGCGCAUGGCCUUGGAAUGGUGCGGAACUAA